AUGGCGCCACGGUCAACCGGCUGUGCCAACUGUCGGAAACGUAAGAUCAAAUGCGACGAAGGCCGCCCAGGAUGCAAAAAGUGCCAGAUCCACAAUACGCCAUGCCCGGGAUAUCGAGGUAUCAAACCUGACGGACUAGAAUGGCGCGACGAGACGCAGGCCGUAUCGAGGCGUGUAGAGAAGGCAUGGAAAACUGGUUCCGACAGCAGUAGUCCUGAAACCAGUAGCGAUUCCGACAGCAGUGCUCCGCCUACCAAAAGUGUCGAGGAGUUGACUUUGUUUGAGAAGCCUGCGGUGACCGGAUAUACCGUCAUACCACAGGCUAUCUUCAGUGCUGCAACCAACCGCUCGCAGAUGUUUGAUGUCAGUAUGAGACUGUACCGACCUACGACCCUGGACGAACAGCCACUGCGCGCUCAUAUCUCCGACUUUUCAUGUAUACAACGGACCAUCACCUCCAAAUCUUCACCGGCAUUGCUUGCAGCCAUCGAUACAAUCAGUUUGUUGCAACUUGGUGUAUCUUACCAAGACCAGGCAUUCUUCGAACACGCUCGCCGAAGAUACGGACAGGCAUUGACAGCAUUGGUGGUUGCACUCAAUAAGCCAAACGUGCUUGGUAAUAAUGAUGUUCUGGGUGCCAUGAAGAUACUCGAGUUCUGUGAGCUAUUCCGACCUGUAGCACAGCAAGGAAGCUGGAUCAGCCACGUAAAUGGAGUCGAAAACUUCUUAGUGCAACGGGGACCAGUCCCGCUCGUAACAGAACUUGACAAUAUGCUAUACUUCCAUGCCAGACAUUCUUCUAUUCUUCAAGGUGUUCUAAAACGCAAGGCUAUCAUUUUUGCAGAACCGAAAUGGAUGGCAGUCACUAAAAACACACCUUACACGGAUUCAUCGCCUCGUCUGUUCGAUAUUCUGAUUCACAUACCAGGCCUUUUUGAACGUGCUGAUAAUCUAAUCGCGAGUGGUGAGCCCACCUAUCUGAGUGGAGUGGUGUCUGACCUGGUCACUGCCAUUGAGCAACUCCAUGACUGGGAAGCCGGAUAUCAUGCUGAACUGAAGGAUCCGGCCUUCACGAACGUGGACAUAUCGAGGUUCAAAAGAUUCACACGACUAUGUCAUAACAAGACGUUUCCACUAGCUCUCGAUUUUCCCGAUUUUCUUACGGGAUACUUGCAGUCGAUAUAUUGGCUCUAUCUUUUCACCAUUGAGCGCACGCUUCAGGACGUCCUGAUGAAAUACCCUGGUAGCAAGUGCACCUUCUCGCUCGAUGAAGUGAACAAGCGAGUUCUGCAGACCGCCAUCAAUAUGUGUCAGAUGAUGCCAUACUUCUGCGAGCCGGAUGCUGCAUCGAUGGGUCGCUUUGCCACCUUCAUGCCUCUGGUGUUUGCUCUCAGAUAUUUUGAAGCCCGCGGAAUGAAGACACAACAGGAUUGGUGUCAGGAUGUCACCGAUGCCAUGUUCAACGAUGGCAUUAACCCACCAUGGAAGUUGGACCUGGCCAAAGGAUUGAAGCCAGGUGAGAAGAAACAGAUUGUAUAG
Aureobasidium melanogenum CBS 110374 is the source of this 1539-nucleotide messenger RNA. RefSeq lists its product as uncharacterized. The transcript is spliced from 3 exons. Lineage: Eukaryota; Fungi; Ascomycota; Dothideomycetes; Dothideales; Saccotheciaceae. The coding region runs from base 1 to 1539 and encodes 512 amino acids. Gene Ontology annotation, molecular function: DNA-binding transcription factor activity, RNA polymerase II-specific; zinc ion binding. Gene Ontology annotation, biological process: regulation of DNA-templated transcription. The record is from RefSeq and is a predicted model, not a curated record.